This is a messenger RNA of Helianthus annuus (common sunflower), 1245 nucleotides long. RefSeq lists its product as uncharacterized. The transcript has a single exon. The record is from RefSeq and is a predicted model, not a curated record. Lineage: Eukaryota; Viridiplantae; Streptophyta; Magnoliopsida; Asterales; Asteraceae. The coding region runs from base 1 to 1245 and encodes 414 amino acids.
AUGGUUUUAGCUCAAACUUCUCAAGUGAUACAUGUGCAAAUGACGAUUAAAAGCGACAAAAAGGUUAUCUUCUGUUCGAUUGUUUAUGCUUCUAAUUCCUAUAUUACUAGGAGAGAUUUAUGGAGCCAUUUGGCUAGACAUAAAGUUCUAGUGGGUAAUCAACCUUGGAUUUUAAUGGGUGAUUUUAACUCUGCGUUGAAUUUGGAAGAUAAAUCAAUGGGAUCCUCUGGUAUCUCUACUAGUAUGCGGGACUUUCAAGAGUGUGUUAAUCAGCUUCAAGUGGCAGAUAUUAAAAGCAUAGGUUUCCACUUCACGUGGACUCAAAAGCCAAAGAAAGGGGUUGGUUUACUAAAGAAGAUCGAUAGAGCCAUGAGUAACAUUCAUUUUGUUAGUGACUACCCGGAAGCGGUGGCGAUGUUUCAACCAUAUCGUGUAUCGGACCAUUGCCCGUGCAUUCUUAGAAUCAACAAGACAGUAAGGAGAAAAGCAAGUUCUUUCAAGUUUGCAAACUUUUUGGUUUAUAAACCGGGUUAUUUGGAUGUGGUUAAGAAUAAUUGGGAUCUGGCAAUUUCGGGAGUGCAUCAAUUCCGUUUGGUCAAAAAGCUUCGUGCUCUUAAGUCUCCUCUUAGAUCUCUUUUAUUUAAGCAGGGUAAUCUUCAUAAAAAGGUAGAAGAGAUGCGUGGGAAAUUGGAUGCCAUUCAGAGGGAUGUAGAGAAAGAUCCGUUCAAUGAAAGCGCUAGACGUGAAGAAGUCGCGGCUACUCGUGCAUUUCAAGAAGCGUGCCUGGAUGAGGAAAGAUUUCUAAAGCAAAAAUCUAAAGUGGCUUGGUUACGAGCGGGGGAUGCCAACUCAAAAUUUUUUCAUUUGUCGCUGAAAUCUAGAAACCAUCGAACUCGUAUUGAAGGCAUUACGGAUGUAAAUGGGAUGUUUUGUGAAGGUCAGGCAGUUCCGGAAGCUUUUGUCAAUUUUUAUGAGACGUUCUUAGGGAGUGAAGGGGAUACGUCUUCGGUUCUGUCGCCGGAGAUGUUUCAUAAUCGUCUAAGCCGGAACGUUGCGGAUUUCAUGGUUCGGUCUAUUACAGUGGAGGAGGUAAAAUCGGCUAUUUUUGCUAUUGGUAAUGAUAAAGCUCCGGGUCCUGAUGGCUACACAGCGGCCUUUUCAAGAGCUCGUGGGAUAUUGUUGGAACGGAUGUUACAAAUGCCGUUAUGGAUUUUUUUAAUGCAGGCCGGUUGCUUCAAGAGAUAA